Aphanomyces invadans is the source of this 1747-nucleotide messenger RNA. RefSeq lists its product as hypothetical. Gene Ontology annotation, cellular component: membrane. Lineage: Eukaryota; Oomycota; Saprolegniomycetes; Saprolegniales; Verrucalvaceae. The transcript has a single exon. The coding region runs from base 1 to 1662 and encodes 553 amino acids. The record is from RefSeq and is a predicted model, not a curated record. Gene Ontology annotation, biological process: lipopolysaccharide biosynthetic process.
AUGUCCAUCGGGGGCGUCGUCGCCUUUCUGCACUUCCACGACGUGUCGUCGGCGUCGCGGCCGCCAUCGAACGCCAUGUCGGUCGCAGGCUUGGCCAUGAUCGUCGCGGGAUUCUUCCUCAUCGACGAGACCAGCGUGUUUCCGGGGUUCUGGGCGAUCCUGCCGUCCUGCGGCGCGGCCCUCUUGAUUGGAGGCGGCGCCGCGGCCGCCUUCAACGCGUCCGUGUUGAGUGCCGCGCCCGUCGUGUACGUGGGGAAGAUCAGCUACGCGUUGUACCUGUGGCACUGGCCGCUGCUCGUCUUUGCCAACGUGCGAUUCCCGAACGCGGCAUUCCGACCGUUCUACAUGCAGCCGUACAUGAUGGUGGUCGUGGCCGUGGCGUGCAGCAUCAAUUUUGUCUCGUUCGAGAAUCGCGUUCGGCGAGUCAAGUCCAAAUGGAUCGUGCCGAGUCUGUUUCUUCUCAUGCUCGCGAUGUCGGCAGUGUCGCUCGCCGUGUACUCGACCCCAGAGGCGUUUUCGUUGACCGAGCUCGACCUGCUGCAGGUGGACAGAACCCACGACAUGAGCGACGGCGAUGUCCUCGCGACUCUAGCCCCUGCUUUAAACGUCUUACUGGAUACGAAGGGAGUCCAUGCUUUGGCCACUGCCGAAGUCAACCUGACUCUAGCGUCUACUCAAAACAGCACAACUACAUCCGAUGCUCCUGUCCAAGCUAGUGCGACAAUUUCCGCGACCGCGGCGACGGCCGCCGUCGCUGCAAAAGAGUUGCCAAACCCAAGUCGCGAAACGCGCGUUCAAAAUACGACAUUCCUCCAAGCCAUCCAGGGCGGAAAGGAUAUGAAUGUGGUAUGGGGGAUCAACUUGACGGCGCUCAACACAACGUCGCCGUAUGGAUAUUAUCCCCACGCCCAAGUCCUGAACCCUGACCACGAAUCGAAUGGACUGGUGAUUGUGCUGGGCGACUCGCACGCUGACAUGACAAAGCCGCGCUUCCUCAAGCUGUACGACGCGGCUGUCCAAGCGAAGCGCCGUUUUCCCACGAUGAUCUUCAAAACCGAGUUUGGUCGGGCGCCGAUGUCGUGCGAGGCCGCCACGGACGUCGACAUUGCCAUGGUCAAAGCGAUGAAGCCCCAAGUUGUGUUUUACAACUUCCACUGGCUGCAGUACCUCCGCCCCGACGCUCCUACGGGGACACCGCCGAGCGCAAACCCCCGGUGUUGCAAGAGUCUAUACGAGUCGUGCCCGUACCAGACCCAAGCCGACGCCGACGAGCUCGUGCGACGAUGGAAAGAGCAAGUCAAACAGCUUGUGGCCCUUGGCAUCCGCGUGUUUGUCGCGCAGCAGUACGUGGAGAACUCGCGCUUCUACUACGUGUAUUGGCUCGAGGGAAACACGGUCAAGGCUGUGCCGCCUCCGUAUGUUCGAUCCCAAUUUGAAGCCGAGCACGACCAUUUGCUGUCGGUGAUUGCAAAUGCCACGCACGAAGCGAACGCGACGCUCAUCAACUUUUCCGACAAUCUGUGCUGGGAAGACCUGUGCCAGGUCGUGAAUGGCCAUGGCGAGCCUGUCCUAGCGGACGACAACCAUAUACGGGCGUACACUGCACGCAACUACCUCAGCGUCGUCGAUCAAGUCGUGGAAGCAGCGCUGCUGCACCACUGAAAUGCAGAGCUCCUGUGUGGAAACCGAUGUCGUAAAGUGGCCAAUGCAGCAUCCAAACACUGAAAAGUACAUUUUGGUAGACCAA